This is a messenger RNA of Blepharisma stoltei, 13380 nucleotides long. The record is from the annotation of a GenBank genome assembly. Lineage: Eukaryota; Ciliophora; Heterotrichea; Heterotrichida; Blepharismidae.
AUGUACGGGAAGAACCAAGGUGACUACGGAGGAAGACCAGGCUAUGAAGCCCCUUACAGAGGCCCAGGCCCUGACGAUGAUUCUGGAUUCAGACGGCAACAAGCGAUGGACAGUUCUACAAGAAAUCCAGAAAGGCCGAAAUUCGCAAGACAACAAGCUAUGAAUGAAGUUACUCGAAAUCCGCCAGAUUUUGAUAAUAGAGGCCCAUCUCAAGGGAGACCGGACUAUGGAAGUCGAGACCCGAGAGGACCUGAAAAACCGUCUGAAUUUGGCAUGGCUAGAGACCCGUAUGACAACAGAAAUCCGCCAAUAAGAGAUAAUAGAGCACCCGCUAACAGUACAAAAGGCUAUGAUUUAAGAGUGCAGGGACCUGAUCCAUAUGAUAAUAAACAAGAUUAUUUGAAGCCUGGCUAUGAGCCUCAGCCUGGAGGACGAGAUGUUUAUGAUAAAAGACCUGAUCCAUAUGCAAAGCCUAGAGAUCCUUAUGAUGCACAAUUUGAUAAGCCAGGGCCGUAUGACCAGAAGCCAAGGGAUUUUGAUAGAAGGCCUGGGGAAAAUUAUGACACAAGGCAGCCUCCUUAUGAGGCAAAAAAACCAGGUUUUGAGAGACAAGGAGCUAUGAAUAGGGACCCACAAGGGUAUGACCCUUAUGCAAAAGAUGAUCCGAGAGGCCCUAAAAGAGACGAUUAUGGGGCGAAUAGACAAGGACCAGUUGAUGACCGAGGGUUCAAAAGAGAUGAGCCAGGGUUUUCUAGACAAGCUGCUAUAGAAGAUCCAAGAAGAAAUGAGCCAGGGUAUGGCAGACAAGCACCUAUAGAUCCUAGAAGGGAUGACCCAUAUGCAAGACAGCCUCCUAUUGAUGACCCUAGAAAUCCUAGAAGAGAUGAUCCAUAUGGAAGACAAGCCCCUGUUGACGACCCAAGAAAUCCAAGAAGGGAUGAUCCAUAUGCACGAAAUCCUACACCAAAAAGAGAUGACCCAUAUGCACGACCUCCUAUUGAUGACCCUAGAAAUCCUAGAAGAGAUGACCCUUAUGCGAGACAAGCUCCUGUUGACGACCCCAGAAAUCCUCGAAGGGACGACCCAUAUGCACGACAGCCUGACCUAAAAAGAGAUGACCCAUAUGCACGACCUCCUACUGACGAUCCUAGAAACCCUAGAAGAGAUGACCCUUAUGCAAGACAAGCUCCUAUUGACGACCCCAGAAAUCCUCGUAGAGAUGACCCAUAUGCACGACCUCCUAUUGACGACCCCAGAAAUCCUCGUAAAGAUGACCCAUAUGCACGGCCUCCUAUUGACGACCGCAAAAAUCCUGAUCCUCGCUACGAUCCCAAAUAUCCUCCAAAAGAAGACCCAAGAUACCCUCCACCAGACAACCGCAGAGACAACACGCCUUCAUCCUAUACCAACCGGCCUCAAGAUCCCAGACAACCCCAAGGCUACGAUACUCCUAAAGGCCAAUAUAAUGUUCCCAAAGUCGACCCCAUCUGAAAAGACAACUGUUAUAGAAACAUCGCCUCAAUUAUAGAAGAACGAAAAAUCAGAAUCGAUGACGUUUUUUCUCGAUAUGACCCUCAGAGGACUAAUAAAAUCCGAAUGGCAGAUUUCCAGAGAGGAUUAAGCACUAUAGCUCCUCGACUUACAGCUGAUGAAGCUUUAAUGCUUGGUGAUGAAUAUGAUGUUAGACAUGAAGGAUUAGUUAAUUAUCAGUCAUUCAUUAAUGCAGUAGAUGCUGCUAUUGAUAAAAGAAAAUCGUAUAAUCAGACAAUUGAGAGAUUAGGAAAACAUUGUAUGGACAAAUCGCUGAAUUUUGAAGAAAAACUGAAAGAAGUGGACCCAAGAAAUAUGAAAAAACUGACAAAAGAGGAUUUUCUGGCGUUUUUGAAUAGGAUUGGGUUUACAAUGCCGCCUAUUGAAUCGAAUACCUUGAUUUCUGAGCUACCGAAGGACAAAGAUUUGCUAGAUUUGAAUGAUUUGGUUAGGAGACUUCCAAAGCCAAAAACUACUAUAAAUCUUGAGGCGGUUUUCCAAAAAAUAAAGUCAUAUAUACAGUCUCGCAGGAUAACUGUUUCUCAAGCUGUCAAUGAGUUUGACAAAAACCAUGAUGGCAGUUUAAGCCCUUAUGAGCUUUCACAAGCGCUAACUCAAAUGGGGAUCACCGGUUUAUCAGCUGACGACAUAACACUUGUUGUGCAGGAGCUUGAUAAAAAUAAAGAUGGAAAAAUUUCAUUAUCUGAGUUCUCAGAAAGAAUUGGAAUGCCAAUUGACCAAAUUCAAACGUCAGUCACUCAAGAUUUCUUUAAUCCUCACUUUUCAAUAAUAUUUUUUUUAUUAUCCAAAAAUAUUAUUUUUAAUAAAAACAUUUUAAAAAAGUUAGAAAAAUUUCAACUUUUCUCAAAAAUCGUGGCCAAACUUUAAUUGAGUUUUUCAAAGAAUAUGAUACUGAUAAAAGCAAUUCUAUUGACAGACAUGAAUUUGAUAGAAUGAUUGCAUUAAUGAGAAUCGAGCUCGACCCUAUUGACAUAGACCGUCUAUUCAUUGAAAUUGAUGUCAACAGGACUGGGAAUAUCACUUUUAUGCAGUUUAUGAAUAAAUUUGAAAACAUGAUCGGAGUUAUUGAGAAAAAAGAUGAGGCGAAUAAAGAAAAAAUCAAGCAAGCAUUAAAAGGGAAAAAGCCUGGAGAAGUGUUCAAGCUAGUAUAUGACCAAGCUGCAGGCGAACAAACCAUUCCUUUGCGUGAGUUCAAGCAAGGUCUUGAUUUUUUAGGCUGCUAUAUGACAAAGCAAGACUUAGAUUAUAUCGUCCAAGAGUUCGACAAAGGAAAAGGCUAUGUCUCCCUCCGCGAUUUCGCUCCAUAUUUUGACCAACCAAUUGCUAACCAGCCUCAAAAAAUCGAUGUCUCCGCCUAUCAAUCUCCACCAACCCCUUCCAACAAGCACUGGGCUGAAAAAUAUUUUUCCCAGAUCCGCGACUAUGCUACAAGAAACCGCUGCACUAUAAGAGAAGCUUUUACCCCAUACUGUCCUGACAGAAAUGGAAAAAUGACAAAUGAAGAGCUAUCAAAUGCUUUAAAUAUGCUAACUAUGGACAUAAGUGCCCAAGAAAUCGACAGACUUGGCAGAGAGCUGAGAAGGGAUGGAAGAGUGAGCAUUGCUGACAUAUCAGCCUUGGUAGAAGGCAAAGAAAUCAAUACCUCUGAACAAAUAAUAGAAGACAUGAAAGGCUUUUUUGAAAGGACAGGGAAAAAAAUAGAAGAGGUGUUCAGGGUGGAUUCUAAUGAAAAUAUAUACAGACCUGACCUUGUAGAAGGGCUAAAAAUUAUGAAUAUCCAAGUAAACCCUAACAGUUUGCUAGAUUUGAUUCAUUUGUUAAAUCCAGACGCAAAAGAGUUAAAUAUCUCAAAUCCAACACUGCAGAAAGUAACAAAAAGAGCUUUGAUUAAUAAAUUAAGACUAAGAGAACCUACUGUCCCUACUUCACCGAAAAUUUCUGCAAGAAAUAUUGAAGAAAGGCUGAAAAAAGAAAUUUUUGAACAUAUGGCAGAAUUUGUUAACAAAAAUUCACUGAAUUUGGAAAAAAAUGUGUUUGCGAGGUAUGAUAAGUAUGGAACUAAUAGGGUUUCUAGUGACCAGUUCACUGAAAUUUGCCAUUAUUUGACAGAAAGAGCUAUAUCUCCAGAGCAGCUGAAAUUAAUAAUUGAUGAAUUUGACCCUUCAAAGACAGGACAAAUCAGCUAUCAAGCAUUUAUAGGGAAAAUUGAAGAUACAGUGAUACAAAUUUCAUUUGUGGACAAACUGAUACAAAGAAUAAAGAAUGAGACAGCUGAUAAGAGGAUUAAUUUGCAACAAGUAUUUGCAGGGCUUGAUCCAAGUACAACAGGGUAUGUUACAUUUGAUGAUUUUAUGAGCGUUUUUACAAGAAACCAGAUUACGAUUCUUAAAGAUGAUUUGAGUCGGCUCUGUGCAAGCUUUGAUCAUGAUGCCCAAGGAAGAAUUUCGUAUCAUGAUUUGUUAGGCCGCUUGACAAAGCUUAAUGAUUCUUAUCAAAUGAAUAAUUAAUAUGGUGAUGCGACGAAAAAUGUCCUGACGGAGGUCGCACCACUCCAGGCGCAAAAAUGGCUUUACAGCCUAAACCAAGGUUCAGAUUCUUUAAUUCUAACCCUUAGCGUGCCUAGUGCAGCCGUAUGGGGUGGGUAAACCUUGGGAGUCAGCUGUGGCCGUUUCCAGUCUGAAGUUUUCAUUAUCCGGAUGGUUUUUGGCUACGGGUUCUUUCCCUACCGGUUCCGGAGGGCUAUAGCGUUUUUACCUGACGUCAGGAUGGACGACAGGAGGCAUCGGGCUAACCUUUGCCUCCACAGCAGCUUAAUGACGUGAAGCACAGAGGAGUCUUUCUAACGUCGAUACUUAGGGAUGACGGUGCAAGCCCCAGAUCCCUCGAGAAGAUCACUGGAGACUCCAGCAAGCAGGUUCUUUUGGUCGAAGCGUGCGGAGGCAUCAAAUCUGGAAGACUUUAAGCCCUUUAAUCUUAAUCUUAUCAAAUGACUGGAGGAAUGGUAACUCAGUCAACAUAUGGAACGUCUGAUCCUUAUCAAAGGCAAGACCAAUAUGCAAAAACAUAUGGGAAUGAUAACUUGGCAAACCCAAGCCAGAAUUUAGCAGCUCCUUAUGAUCCUCCAAAGCCUUACCAAGAUUACGGAGACCGUAAUGCUCCAUUGACUAGACAGCAGCCACUUGAUAAAUUCCAAGCUGAUCCUUAUAGACCUCAGAAUUUCUCAGCUGGAACUCCAAAAGAUGACCCUAGAUUUCCAUCGCAGACAUAUGACUCGAGAUUUCCAGCUCAAACACCAACACAAAGAGGACCAGAUUUAAGAUUCCCUACACAGCCUUAUGAUAAUCGAUUCCCUGACUCUCGCCCACAAGAUCCUCAAUUCUCCCAACCUCCUUAUCAAUCUCAACCAGAUCCCAGAUAUCCUUCCCAAUCCUCUAAUAGAAUUCCUCCUCAUUGGGCUGAUCGUUAUUUUGAAAUAAUCCGUAACUACAUGAGCCAAAAACGUCUAACUCCCCCUCUUUGAGCGAAGAAAAUCCAUUGGAAAAGUUCCCUCCGUGAGCAAGCAAUAAAUUUUUAUGAAAAAAAUAUUUUAUAUAUAAGUGAUAAUUAUUAUAAUGAAAUCUCUAGCUAAUUCUGUUUAAUUUUAAACAGCUUGCAUUUCAAAACAUAAAUUUUACAAAUUUAAAUUAAUAUUUGCUUUCCAAUUUUUGCGAUUGGGAUUUUAUUUAAAUUUCGAAAAAAAAUUAACCCCUAUGUUAGCAAACAAAAUUUUUUUAUUCACUCACAGAAGGGGGAUUAAGUAUCAAAGACAUGUUUACAGAAUUCGACAUAGACCGAUCCAACUCAAUUUCCCCAUUUGAGUUUUCCCAAGUUCUCCAAAGAAUGGGCGUGCAAUUAUCUCAGACUGAGCUACAGAAUUUAAUGAACGAGCUCGACUCUAAUAAAGAUGGAAGAAUUUCAGCCCCUCGCUUUCACGUGAUGCUAAGUACUAAAGCCAUUCACACCCUUUCCUUCAACGUCACCAUAAUGGUGAUGCCGUCAGUCUAAUGGAGAGACUCAUUAUAACUGAAUUUGAAAGAAUUCUUGGAACGAAGACAACUGAUGCGUGGGCUGAUUAGAUUAGAUUAAAUUUGGGUGAGGUAUAAACUGGCCAUCAUUUCAGGACCUCCGUCCGUCUAAAGUUAGCAUCAAGUUUAUUGGCACAAGUACUAGCUCCACCUAGUGCCAUUGUUCAAUCCAACCACCAAAAAUUGGUACGUGGGUCGUCUAUCAGAGUUCUUAACAGGCUAGACUUGUACCUUGUCAGCGUACACAAGUUCCUCUACGACUUGGUGGGACUAUAGAUGAUUAACUGGUGCUCCUUCUCUCCCAAGCUCAUAUCUAAAGUUCCCGCAUUAUCCAUUGCAUUAUUCGGUUGGAAGUGGCUGGGAAAAAAAGGGUUCCUAAGUCCCAGGACACUCACUCCAGACAUCUAACUUCGAUUGGUCUCACCCUCCAUAGGCCCUAGUCAGCCAACAGUUCACCACGGACCUAUCAGAAUAUAGCAUUUAAUUAAGUAUAUAUGCGGGCUGAAGAAGUGCUAAAAGAGAUAAGGGAAGCCGUGAAAAUAAGCAGGUCAAAUUUAAGAGAGCUGUUUUAUAGAGCUGAUAGAGAUAGGAAUAACUUUUUAAGUUACCAAGAAUUUAUGGCAGCAAUUGUUGAUAUCUAUCCAAGACUUACCCGAAGUGAUAUGGAAAGAUUAGCUAAAUACAUGGAUAUUGAUAAUGAUGGAAGAAUUUAUUACCCUGAGUUUACAGCCAAGCUUGAGCAAGAAUUUGUAUCCUUUAUCAGUCUAAUUUGUAUUUUAUCUAAAUUUAUAAUAACUAGUCUACAAAUACAAAGCAGCACAGCAUAGAGUCAAUAAAUGCAAAAGUCAGCGACUUUAUCAAAGCUAACAACAUAAGACUAGAUGAAAUCUUCAGCAGGCUAGACUACACAGGUGACAAAUGCAUCCACAUAAACCAAAUGAUCCAAGCCCUUGACUCUUUAAGACUUCCUCUUGCUCCAAAUGAGCUUACAGCAUUGGUCACAGAAAACUCCUUACAUAGAACAAGAGACAAUAGACUCAGCUAUGUCGAUUUAAUAGAGCGCGUAACAGCAAAAAAGACUGGGACUGACUUAAUUUAUAGCAAAAUUAAAGACGUUUGGGAUUUACGAUCUCUUAAUGUAGAGGAGCACUUUAGACAAUAUGAUCUCUAUAAUGAUUUUACAGCUUUUCCUAAUAUUUUAUAUGAAGCUAUAUCAAAAUCAGGGGCGAAUUUAAGCACUGAAGAAUAUAAUCAGCUGCUACAGGCACUGCCUAAAACAAGAGAUGGAAGGAUUCCAAUGAGGGAACUUAUUAAUAGGAUUGUGGGAGGAGGCUCUGAGUAUUCAGUAAAUGUGUAUCAGAAAAUAAGAAGAGCUGCAGAGCUGAAAAGGGUUAAUUUGUUAGACGCGAUGAGAGAUUAUGAUACUUAUGGAGAUAAAAUGAUAUCAAAAGCCCACUUCAAGACUGUUUGUGACUCAUCACAAAUACAAAUAGCUGACCGUGAAUUAGAUGCAAUUUGGGCUGAUCUCGACAAAACAAAAUCUGGGCUUAUAAACUAUGAAGAGCUUUUCCAAAAAAUAGUUCCCCACUUAACCAGCCUCCCUCCAUCAGCCCCUCGUCUUCCUCCUUCUCAGCAAGCUAUGGCUCCUCCACCUCCUCAUUGGGCCCAGCAAUAUCUAAACCAAGUCAAAGACUACAUAAAAACCCGCAACAUGACCUUAAAACAAGUUUUCAGUAAAUUUGACUCUGAUAUGAGCAACAGUGUUUCUCCACAAGAAUUCCAAUAUGCAAUGCAGUCUAUUAAUGUAAAUAUGCCUCCUAAAGAAAUGCAAAAACUUAUCAAUGAGCUGGACAUUCACAAGGAUGGGGUUAUAUCAUUAACUGAGUUUGAAGGAUUAUUCCCUGAGAUUGCUCAAGAAGAAAAACAUAUGACGAGGCUGCUUUUUCAGAUUAGGAGCUCAAUAGUUACACAUAAUUUAGAUACAAAAACUAUUUUUUCAAUGAAAGAUAGGGAGUUUCUUGGAUAUAUACAAAUUUUUGAGUUUAUUGACUGUAUAAAGCAAAUUUGUCCAGAAAUUUCUCCGAUUGAUUUAAGGAAGCUUUCAUAAAUAAAAUGGCAUUCGGUUCGAGAGAAAUUAGCUCUGCUAAUUUUCUCUCCCUCAUGGAAUUUUAUUUAUAGGGUUAGGUUUUCACUCGAGAACUUCUGGACAGCAAUAGCGGUUUAACUCUGGGGAUAACCAGAGGAACUGCUCCUCAGUCCUCUCAAGAUUUCGGGGUUUUACCUCUCAGCACAUCUCCACGGGAAGAUGACCCUUAGGCGGAACACGCGCAGGAGCUGAGUCGAGACAAGGGCGACGGCAUCGCGCCGGGUGAGACGUGCAGCAAGACUGGUGAAGCAGGAGUUGAUAGAAGGCUUGCCAGGGCUUACCUGUUCCAAGAUGGCUCGCCUACGUCACUAGUUUUGCCAUAGGUCCUUUUGGGCUGCGGCACUAGACACCUUAAACACCAGAUAAUUAAGUAAGUAAGAUUUAAGGAAGCUUUCAGAUAAUUUUGGAAAGGAAGGAAAAGUUUAUUAUAAUGAAUUUAUAAGGAAAUUAGAUGAAGAUAAGGUCGGGAUGGUGAACCUUAAGGUAAGAGAAGCUAUAAUGUCAAGAAGAAUUUCAAUGGCCCAAGUCUUUCAGCCAUACGACCAAGGUGACCAUUAUGUGGCAGCACGUGAUAUUCGUAGAGCUUUAGACACUUUAAACCUUCCCAUCUCUCCAGAAGAGCUUACCUCUCUUGUUCAUGAUAACAAUUUAUCUAAAAGUCAAGACGGCCGCUUAUCUCUAAGAGACUUAAUUUCUAGAAUCGGGAUCAGAGAAAUCUUGCCAGACCCCAAGCCAACUCUUUCUCAAAUUUGUGAAAAAAUCCGAAAAGAAUGGGACCAGCUGCGAGUCAACCCUGCCCAAGUUUUCAGUGCAUUUGACUAUGAUGGAGACAUGCAUUUAACAAAGGCAAAUUUCAAUCAAGCUUUUAUCCACAAUAAUACGCCUUUGAAUGCUCAAGAGCUUGAUGCUAUUUGGGAAGGAAUUAAUAAGCUUCCUGAUGGCAGAGGCUCUGCUCAGCAUUUAAUUAGUCUCAUUAUGAGGCAGGAAUCCCCUAAUCAGUCUGUUUUUCUAAAAAUCGGCUCUAUUGCUGAACAAAGAAGAAUAAACCUCGGAAAUUUGUUUGCUAAAUAUGACGCAGAUAUGGAUAAAAAAAUAACAAGGCCAGAGCUUGAAAAAGCACUUAUGGAAAUCAGGGUUGGGCUCACUGAAUUCGAAUAUCGAGCCAUUUUUGCUGAGCUUGAUAGAAAUAGAGAAGGAAAAAUUUUAAUCCCAGAGCUAGUUAGCACUAUUAUGAAAAAGCCAGUCCCUGUUGAUACAAUGGAACUGCAAUGGGCAGGACCAAUAUUAAACAGAAUAAGAGAAUCACUUGCAGCUAUGAGAAUGGACUGCUUACAGUACUUCAGACGCUAUAAUAUAGAUCCACAAGGUAUGAUGAAUAUCAAAGACUUCAGAGAUGCUUUAUUCAAACUAGGCGUAGACCCUGCAUCAAUUGAAGGCCAGAGGCUGGUAAACCAAUUUUCAAUUCAAAAUCAAGGAAAAGCAAAUUAUGCUGACUUUGAAUGGGCAGUCAAAAAUAUAAGGUCAGUUGGGAUCCAGCCACCAGCUCCACAAUAUAGAAUCCUCACACAAACAGCUUUAGACCAUCUUUACCAAUGCCUUGAUUUCAUAGGAGACUGCAUUAAAAAAGAUUUUGGAAAGGUAGAAAAUUUAACUAGAAAAGUAGACCCAAGAAAUACAGGGUUUUUUACCUUUGAAGAUCUCAAAAGAAUUAUUGCCCAGGAGCUGAAGACUCCUUCAGAAGAGGAUGUUUUUCAAGGUUUGUGCCUUUUAUUGGAUGAUGGGAGCGGGAAAAUUCCGAAUAUUAGGUUUGGAGAUGCUGUGUCUGGAGUAAGAAUUGAGCAAGUUAAAAAGGACCCAAGAGCAAUAAAUCAAAGAAAUUCUCUUCCUGCAGGAGGCAUGAAUCCAAAUACACUUGUACCUCCAAAUAUGCAACAGCCACCAGGAAUGCUGCAAAGAGCUAUAACUGCUCAGGGCCCCAGCCCAGGCCAAUUCCAAGUCCAACAAGUAUCAGGGACUUUUUCACAAGGUCCUCCAGGAAAUCAGCCUCAAAAUCCAAGCCUUGUUAAAUUUGAUACAAUAUUUUAAAUAAAUAGAAAAAAAAAUAUUUAAUCCAUAAAAAAUGCUAAUUAAUUCAAAAAAUAAUAUGUUUUUAAAGCAAAACAAUAUGACAAUAGUAAAUCUAUUUGGAAGGUCAUCAGGAAUAAUCCUCCGUGACGUUUUCUUGCAAUGUCUAAGAAACCAAAACGUUCCUUUAACACAAGAAGAUGUAGAAUUCCUCUUAAAAAUUUCAGCUGAUGCUCAAGAUCCUAAUAAGACUGAUUUAGAUAAGCUAAAUCAAGCUUUAAGACAAACUCAGACAAGGCCUGAUAUUCGGUCAAAUCUCCGGCCACCACAGCCAAAUACCCCAAGUCGCCCCCAAAUGAAUAACUCUAGACAGCAAAUGCCAUCAAGCUCAAAUCCUACAAUUUUAAGAUUAAAUGACGAGCUGGUUAGAGCAGGACUUUCUGCUGAAGAAGUCUUUGAAAGAUACGACAUUGACCAAGAUGGAAUUCUCAAUAAAGAAGAAUUCCUCAAAGCCUGCACUGAUUUUGGCUUUAGCGUAGACAGACUUGCUUUGGAAGAAGUUUUCAACCUAAUUGAUAUUUCCAAAAAUGGUCAAAUCUCUAUCAAUGAAUUUGCAAUGCAAGUUCCUGGAGCACGAAUUCAGAAUGACCAAAGAGUCCGAAACUUAGACUUAGGCCAGCAAUUUGACGCAGAAAUUAAUGAGCUUUUUAAGAUGCUGGACAUUGAUAAAGAUGGAUUUUUGAAUUAUAAUGAAAUUACGCAAGGCUUAAAAGCAUAUUGUAUAGUCCCCAAUGGUCAACAGCUUAAAGAUAUGAUGAGAAGAAUUGACACAAACCAAAACGGGAAAAUCGAAUGGCAAGAAUUCAAAGGGUUUAUGGAAGAAAUGAUAAAGAAAAAUAUCAUGGAACAAGAAGACGAACUUCAAGAUAUGCGCCAAAAAUUUCAGCAAGCUGAUUUUAUGAAGCUAGGCUACUUAACUACUCCUCAGCUACUGUCAGUUUUCCAGCAAAUGGGCUGCGAUAUCACAGAAGAAGAGCUUUCUCACCUUGUCGCUCUUGCUGAUACAAAUCAUGAUGGAAAAAUUGAUAUAGCCCAUACCUCUAUAUAGAUUUCUUUAUAGAGCAAAAUGUAAUAGACAGUUGAAGGACCAAAACAGACUCUAUCAAAGGACAACCUGGAUCUCUAUUGCAGGAAGGGUUAAAAAUGGCAUGCCAAUUUUUUUGAAAAGUUUGAACCAUUUUGACAAUUAAACCAGCCAACUUCUAAAGCAUCUAUAUUAUAAGUAUUAAUUUUUAUUUAAGAUCCCUUUUGGACUGAAACUGAUAAGUAUCUUAUCUACCAUUUCCUGCUUCCUAUAGAAUUAAGGUUCAAUCAAGUAAAUGAUAUUAAAUUCAGUGUACAUACUCAUUAUAAAACGGUUUCUUUUGAAGACGCUCAAAUAUUUUAAUUAUUUAAUAUUCACAAAAAUUGAAAUUGAAAGCUGAUAAAGAUGUUUUUUAUAGUCUUUAUCUUUUAAAUAACUAAUAAAAACAUUCAAUUAUAUCUUUUGAUAAAAUUAGAUUAUUUUUUAUGAGCACUAAAAUAAUGUAAAUAUUUGUCAUUCUUAACUUUUAUAAUAAUUAUGUACUUUAAAUUUGUACUUAUUUCUUGCUUUACUUAAAUUCUAUAGUAAGCUAUUUAUCAGCGCCAACCUAAAAGGUAUCUUAAAUUUAGAAUUAAUUUAAUAAUAAAGCCAUUUUAAAAAAUUGCCGCAUUUAUUGUCAACUUUGUUCAGACUUGCCAACCAUUUUUUGAAUGGCACGUUUUAACCUUUCUGAUAUAGAGAUCCAGCUUGUCUCUUUGACAGAGUCUGUCUUAGCCAUUCAAUUGUCUAUUGCAUUUUUCUCGAUAAAGAAAUCUAUAUAGGGGUAUAGGCUAUAUUGAUGAAUUUAUGCUAAUUAUGGUUGGCGGAAACCCUGAAGUUUACAAUAACGACAAAGCAAGUGCUGUGCUUUUUAAUAUCAGAAAAGCAAGAAAUAUCAAUCCUCUUGAUUUUCUUAAAGCAUUUUCAGGAAUGCCAAAGCAUUUUAUCCCAUCUUUUAUAGCAGAAAGACACAAAUUAAAGAAAAACUUACCAUCAACCGGCAUAACUCCAGCUUUAGAUGCUUCAGGGAUCCAAUUUAGAGAUAUCAGCAACACAGUGACUCAGUCUAAGCUCCAGUCAGCUACACAUCUAAAACAAAAUGAAAUAGAAGCCGGAGGCUAUAUCAUUAUGAAUAGGGCUUCUGGAAUUUCUAUCCCAGACGCCUCAAUUGUGGCUAGGGCUAAUAUUUUGCGCAGGGUUGUAAGAAUAGCCUCUUGGCAUACUGAUAAAAUGGAUUUCAUAGGAAAUACUUGUCAUGUAGAAGCUCAAUGGCGUGAAGAUAUAGAAGACAGAUGGGCUUUUGAGCUUCCCCAAGACAAAGAAUACAACUUUAUAGCUGCCAGAAUCGGAAAAGGCUAUGACCCCUCAAAGGUAUUUUUAAUCUUUGAAUUUAUCAUCAUAAUGCUAAAAGACCAAAAUUCAGUAGAAUUUUCCUGUGGGUUUUCACAGAUUUCCUACCAAAAUUUAAUGCUGAGAACUGACCAUAGAAUUCCUAUACAAGGAGGCAGCCCAGGAAAUCUGCAAGAAGUGUCGACUGAAGAUAUAAGGACUUAUAGGAAAGGAUGGAGACAUUUGUUGAAAAUGACAGGGCUGAGCUCGGUAAGGUCUGAAUUAAUGCUAGAAUUUAGACAGUUUAGAAGACUAAAUAUACCAGAACAAGGGUUAUUGGAAAGUCUUCCUAAUGUAUGUGUAGCAAAUAAAGGAGGGCUACAGAUGAUAAAUAUAUAUAGAGAAUAUGUCGCAAACUUGUUUUCACAGAAAACUGGACAGGAUUUUAUACUCCCCAACGUAGCUGAUCCAUUUUUGACACAGUUCCCAAGGAUAAUGGAUUGCCCUGAUACCUGGAUGCCACUUAUGCAGCACUGGAAUAGUGUGGAGUUUAAUAGAGCUAUGGGAGCUGCAAGAGAUUUGAGCCAAUAUCAUAUACAAUUGAUAAACCUUGUGAAGAAGCUGUAUACCAUAAUAAAAACUGAAGAAUUUGCUGUAGAUGAUUAUAGAGAUUUCCUUUAAGUUGCCCAUCACAGUUUAUUUGUGCAUUUUUUCUUAUAAAAAUCUAUAAUUAUUGAGAAUUAGUAUAUCAAUCUACAAAAUUCUCUUAUGGAAUUGUGACUAACAGAGUUGAGCUAUACUCGAAGCGGCAAGAACUUGUAUGGAAAGCUAUUAGAGGGGAGCCUGAUAAGCAAGCAGCUUAUAAUUAUAAACCUUUUGAUGUGGUAGAACUGUCAUCAAAGACGCUAAUAGAUAUUGAUUUUAUUGCAAGCAGAAAAAUCAGAAAUAUGUCAAGAGGAGGUCUUCAAGAUAGCAGAGGACUGAAUCGGUCUAUGCAAGAGCUCGGGAAGAGAUCGACUGCUCAAGAUGGGCUAAGUCAACAGACACCAACUGGUGGGCAAGGAGACACCAGGCUGCAAAGAUCAAGAGUAUCAUUUAAAUAA